Messenger RNA from Scatophagus argus, 1075 nucleotides. Its product is annotated as protein downstream neighbor of son homolog. Gene Ontology annotation, cellular component: nucleus. Bases 16 to 672 code for a protein of 218 amino acids. Gene Ontology annotation, biological process: nuclear DNA replication. Lineage: Eukaryota; Metazoa; Chordata; Actinopteri; Scatophagidae. The record is from RefSeq and is a predicted model, not a curated record. The transcript is spliced from 5 exons.
ACGGCAGCUUCUGAGAUGGGAGUCCGGGACAAUGGUGGAUACAACGACGAUGAGGACGGCAGCUUCUCCUGGCUGAAGGAGAUGGGAGUCCAGGACAAAAUCAAGAAGCCAGACAGCAUCACCAUCCAACUUCGUAAGGAGGGCCACGCCGUGUCUCUGGACCACAAGCCAGAGUCUGUGGUGUGCGUGGAGGGAUCACACACCUUCACCCUCAUCAACUUCCUCAUCAACUGUAAGAGUCUGGUGGCUGCAGCGGGUUCCCAGGCCGGGCUGCCCCCAACCCUGCUGGCUCCAGUGGCUUUCAGAGGAGCUGCAAUGCACACACUGAAGGCCCGCAGUGUGAAUGUGAAGAGUCAGGUUGGUUCAACAUACCAGAACAUCAGCAGUCUGGAGAUAACAGGACCCAUCCUCCCCUCCUCCCUCCACACCAUCACAACCCUCCUCCGGUCCGCACAGAAAGGAAACUUCUCGGCUACUCUUUACACACACACACCUACUGCCGUCAUGAACACACGCACCACCAAGGAGCAGGUUGAUGUUGGUGCGGUGGACUUGUCUGGUUGUGGUCUGCAUCCUGCUUCAAUCCAGCAGUUUCAGCAGCCCUCCAGCCUGGGCAAGACUGCCCUGACUCACAUCAACAUGAACAACUACAGCUACACCUGGAAGAACUGACGCAGGGAAGCGCCGAUGACGCAGUUUCAGAAGACGUCGUUUUUAAAAGAAACAUAAACUCAGAAGAGAGUUCUGAUUUAACUUCCUGUUUGAAAAUGCUUUUACACACAGAUUUUAGUAAAUUGUACUGUUAUUUUUCAUCUUUCUUUUAAAUCUCGCUGUGUUCUUGUUAUAGAAUUGUUCUGACUGUUUUAAUGUAGAUAGAUACAUCAUUUAUUUGCUCCUGUGAAAAUGUGUUUUAAUUAUUUCUAAUUAUUUUUUAUUUGGAACAAUACAGUGCUUUCUUUCCAGUGCAACUUUUAUCCAAUGAAAUUUCAGGUGCACUGUUGCACGUCUUGAGGUUGUAUUCCACGACAGGAAUGAUGAGGAAAUAAAUAUGUUCUGUGUGCAGUUUAUUGAGAAA